Messenger RNA from Botrytis cinerea B05.10, 2723 nucleotides. RefSeq names its product Bctaf5 (gene Bctaf5). Bases 257 to 2425 code for a protein of 722 amino acids. NCBI's taxonomy places the organism in Eukaryota, Fungi, Ascomycota, Leotiomycetes, Helotiales, Sclerotiniaceae. Gene Ontology annotation, biological process: transcription initiation at RNA polymerase II promoter. Gene Ontology annotation, cellular component: transcription factor TFIID complex. The transcript has 5 exons. The record is from RefSeq and is a predicted model, not a curated record. Gene Ontology annotation, molecular function: protein binding; RNA polymerase II general transcription initiation factor activity.
GAACAAUAAAAAAUCAUUUAAUUCUUCUUCUUUCAUAAUCCCCCAAAUUUCUCUAUAGCCGUAACCAACCAUACCUGCCCACCUAGACGUAAAGUUGAGAGUAUUCAGGGAGCCUUUUCGUCGGUUUUGAGGAGAUGCUCAGUGAUUGGCGGUAUUACGGUAUUAUCUAGGUGAUAGAUUAUAGAGCGAAAUUACUGUCGCCGGUGCCGAUAUAUUGGACAAGCAGGUAGCCGAGUAGAAGGUGCCUGCCAUAAGCAUGUCUACCUCAGGACCACCCAACGGACCUCCCAGUGCUGGAAUAAAUACACAACAAAAUUCUCAAGGUCCCCCUCAAUCAGGCUCACUCAUGUCUCAACAAAAUUUGAAUCAGAUCGUUAUCGAGUACCUCGUCAAAAAAGGUUACAAUCGAACUGAGCAGAUGCUACGAUCUGAAUCUUCCAACCUUGAUAGAGAUGGAAAACCAAUUCAAGAACGUGCCGAAGACCUUGGUACAGCAAAGUAUGCAAAGGGUUUCCGAUUAUUGAGUAAUUGGAUCGAAUCAAACUUGGAUAUAUACAAGUUUGAGCUGCGCAGACUCCUUUGGCCUAUUUUUGUUUAUUCCUUCAUUGAGCUUAUCACAAAUAAUUAUACAGCUGAUGGAAAAGACUUUUUGAAAGAAUUCAAAGAUCAAUUCCAACAAGUCCAUGCUGAUGAACUCACCACAUUUGAUACAAUCAGUUUGCCUCAACAAAUCAACGAUAACACAAUCACUAAGCUUUAUUUAUCCUCGAAAUACCGAAUCCCUCUCAAUACUCACGUUUACUUCAACCUCAUAACUCACCUCGAAUCGAACAGUAAACAAGGUGGAUCUGUUAUCAUUUAUUUGUUGCAGACAUAUUGCGAAAUUCGUGAAACGAAGAGAGGACCCAUUGAUCAGUUUAGUUUCGAAGCUAUCAUCAAUCAAGCACAUGGUGUUGAGCCGGAAGAGUCUGACCUUCAAGAAGGAAUCCCUGGAGCCUUUACCGGAGUUACGAACAAAGAUAUUCAAGAUAAUAAUGCCAAGUUACUAUUGGGACCGAUGGCAUUGGAGGAUGAAUUAGCUGCAGAUGUUCGUGCAGAUCUUGAUGAAGAAGAUAGUAAGAACCCCCCCGAGCUUGGCAAACCAUCGUUGGUUGAAUUGUUUGAUCAAAGUAUCAAGCGUGAGGAAGGUGUUGAAGGACCUGGCCGCAAUGAAAUCCCUUACCCUCCUUCUCGUGCUCGAGAUGUAACCAUGGAAGUUCAAAAGAUCAAGGAACAUCGAGAUAGAUUCAAGAUUGAAAGCCGUAAUGGUGGGGUUGGUCCUGCAGUCUCUAUUUGCAUGUUUACCUUCCACAAUACUCUUGAUACAAUCAACUGUAUCGAAUUUUCUGAUGACAAUAAUUUGGUUGCUGUUGGAACGGAAGAAUCUUACAUUCGUGUUUGGCAUUUACAUGGCGACCCAUUGCCAAGUGAAACCAAAUCAGGUCCAAAUGAUCCACCACCAUCGAACUCUCGUCGUCUAAUUGGUCAUUCCGCACCUGUUUAUGCCGUAUCAUUCUCUCCUUCGAUUCGAGGUGCAGAUGAAAGUGAUACAGCUACUGCUCCCAAAUUACUUCUCUCAUCAUCUUCGGAUAGAACAAUUCGUCUUUGGUCUCUCGAAGCAUGGGCCUGCCUUGUCGUAUACAAAGGUCAUGAAGGUCCAGUAUGGAAUGUAAAGUGGGGACCAUUUGGUCAUUACUUCUUGACUUGCGGUCAUGAUCGAUCCGUUCGUAUUUGGGGACAAGACCAUAUUUCAUACCUUCGAAUGUUCAUUGGUCAUGAUUCCAAUGUCAAUCAAAUUGCUUGGCAUCCAAACGGAGCAUAUGUUUUCUCGGCAAGUGAUCAAGCUGAUAAGACUGUUCGCAUGUGGUCUUUUACAACUGGUGAUUGCGUUCGUGUUUUCACUGGUCAUACCGACACCAUUAGUGCUCUUCAAUGUGCUCCUAAUGGGAAGAUUCUAGCAUCUGCAGAUUGUGGUGGUAGUAUUAUUCUUUGGGAUCUUGCAAAGGGAACACAAAUUAAACGUUGCAGAGGUCAUGGAAAGGGUGGAAUUUGGUCUUUAUCAUUCAGUGUUGAGUCUACAGUUUUGUGUUCAGGUGGAGCUGAUGGUACUGUUCGUUUAUGGGAUAUCGAAGUUCCUUCUGAUCCAUACAAGAACAAUGAUGGUGAAGUCAUUGGUACUGGUGGACAAGCUGAUGCAACUCGUGUUACGGGUGCCAUCACAGGUGCUCAAGCUAAUCCUACCACUGGUUCUUCCAAGAAGAAGGGUAAGGAAACAAUGAUUACUCCAGAUCAAAUCGUUGCAUUCCCUACCAAGAGAUCACCAGUUUACAAGGUCAUGUUUACAAGAAUGAAUUUGGUUAUGGCUGGAGGAUGUUAUUUGCCUUAAGGGUAUUGAGUAGAUGGUUAUAUUCGUGGAGGCUUAGAUCUUUUUGAUUGCGAGAUGCACGAUUUACGAUAAAAGUUUCUAUCAAAUUGUAAUUGAGAUUUCAUUCGAGUUUCUUUGGAUGGAUUGGAGUGGAGUGGAGUGGAAGUUGAUUGGUACAGAAAAUGGCGUAUAAUACCAGGUUUUAUGGUAAUAGUCAUUAGUUGGGUUUCUAAAUCUUUGAGUUUUCCUCGAAAAUUUAUGCACAUGGUUUAAUUUGAUGGUUUGCUGAUGGUGAUAUGAUGAAAUACUGCGAGGUUCA